Messenger RNA from Hyaloscypha bicolor E, 528 nucleotides. RefSeq lists its product as uncharacterized. Lineage: Eukaryota; Fungi; Ascomycota; Leotiomycetes; Helotiales; Hyaloscyphaceae. Gene Ontology annotation, biological process: lipid metabolic process. The transcript has a single exon. The annotation marks the transcript as partial. The record is from RefSeq and is a predicted model, not a curated record.
UCUGCGGUCCAUUCUGGACUUUCCGUUGUCUGCGUUCUCUGUGGGCAGGAGCCGGCGGCUUGGCCUCCACUCUUUGGCUCUCUUGCAGAUUCGACAAGCUUGCGCCAGUUCUGGGGGCAUUUCUGGCAGAGCUUUCACCGUAAUGCGACUGUUGCGCAUGCGUCUCUCCUUACACAUGAUUUCUUGCGUAUAAAAAGGGGUUCGCGGCUCAGUCGCGGCCUCUUGACUGUACUUGUGUUUGUUAUGAGUGGAUUGAUGCAUUCGUGGUGUGCUAAGUUGCAGUCAAGGAAGUGCGGUGCAGCUCCGGUGAUGCUCUGGUAUUGUUUAGCCGCUGCGGGAAUCGUGAUUGAGGACUGCGCUCAAACAGCUUACGAGGCUGUGGAGGCACGCCUUUGGAAAGAACUGAAAGCCCCUCGGAUGACGACUCGGCAUGAGGUCUUGGGAUACAUUUGGGUAUGGGUAUUCUUUGCUUGGUCGUUGCCCAAAAUGGUGUAUCCUAAUUUUGCCUGCGAGCUUACGGAGUCUUAG